AAACAAAAACCUAAACCCCUGACCUUUCUUCCUCUCUCUCUCUCUCUAAAACCCUGAAUAGGGUUUAGGGUUUUGCGAAGAUGAAUCGAAGGAACACUCGUUUGAGGAGGGAGUACUUGUACAGAAAGAGCUUAGAAGGCAAAGAACGCAUUCUCUAUGAGAAAAAGCGAAUGAUCAAAGAAGCCCUUCAAGAGGGAAAACCGAUUCCAACGGAGUUGAGAAACGAGGAGGCGGAGCUUCGGCACCAAAUUGACCUCGAGGACGAAAGCACUGCCGUCCCGAGGACACAUAUCGAUGAUGAGUAUGCAAAUGCAUCAGAAAGAGAUCCUAAAAUUUUGAUAACUACAUCCCGUAAUCCAAGUGCUCCACUUACACAGUUUGUAAAGGAAUUGAAGUUUGUUUUCCCUAAUGCACAACGGAUGAAUCGUGGUGGCCAGGUUAUUAAAGAAAUUAUUGAAACUUGCCGUGCACAUGAUUUCACAGAUGUUAUCCUAGUUCAUGAACACCGUGGUGUGCCAGAUGGUAUCACUAUAAGCCAUCUACCCUUUGGUCCGACUGCAUAUUUUGGAUUACUCAAUGUGGUUACAAGACAUGAUAUUAAGGACAAGAAAGCCAUUGGAACAAUGUCUGAGGCUUACCCACAUUUGAUACUUAACAAAUUUUCAACAAAGCUAGGUGAAAGGACAGCAAACAUUUUGAAGCAUCUUUUUCCAGUGCCAAAGCCAGAUACCAAACGCAUUAUAACUUUUGCUAAUGAGUCUGACUAUAUUUCAUUCAGGCAUCAUAUUUAUGAGAAGCAUGGAGGUCCUAAAUCCAUUGAGCUUAAAGAAGUUGGUCCUCGGUUUGAAAUGCGGCUUUAUAAGAUAAUAUUAGGAACAUUGGAUCAAGAUGAAGCUCAGACUGAAUGGGUCAUCAGACCAUACAUGAACACAACCAAGAAAAGGAAGUUUCUUGGGGAUUGAUGCCACCUUUGAGAAAAUAUUACGCUUUGUUUUGCAGUGAUUUUGGCCCCAGAUAUGCUUAAGCUAGUUGCUUGUUAUCAAUCAUACACUGUCAGGUAUAUUUAUAGAAAUGUGAAACAUCAUAAAUUUGAUGGUGGAACCUUUUUAGUUUCAUUUGAGGGAUUUGAGAAAGUGACAAUUAUUUUUUUCUUCAUAUUUGUAAUUGUGAUUUGUGAGACUGAUAUUAUCUACAUGGGAGAAAGUGGGAGCUUAGCAUAAUUAAUAUGCAAUUUAAA
This is a messenger RNA of Quercus robur (English oak), 1237 nucleotides long. RefSeq lists its product as uncharacterized. The transcript is spliced from 9 exons. Gene Ontology annotation, biological process: rRNA processing. Gene Ontology annotation, molecular function: rRNA primary transcript binding; snoRNA binding. Lineage: Eukaryota; Viridiplantae; Streptophyta; Magnoliopsida; Fagales; Fagaceae. The record is from RefSeq and is a predicted model, not a curated record. Gene Ontology annotation, cellular component: small-subunit processome; Mpp10 complex; nucleolus. The coding region runs from base 81 to 962 and encodes 293 amino acids.